Messenger RNA from Sorghum bicolor (sorghum), 1546 nucleotides. RefSeq names its product hydroxyphenylpyruvate reductase. The record is from RefSeq and is a predicted model, not a curated record. Gene Ontology annotation, cellular component: cytosol. The transcript is spliced from 2 exons. Bases 199 to 1140 code for a protein of 313 amino acids. Gene Ontology annotation, molecular function: NAD binding; hydroxypyruvate reductase [NAD(P)H] activity; glyoxylate reductase (NADPH) activity. Lineage: Eukaryota; Viridiplantae; Streptophyta; Magnoliopsida; Poales; Poaceae.
UGCCGGCCGGCGUCUGGAUCACUUGCGAGUUGUGACUUGUGAGCACCAACAAAAGGCACAUCUCCGCAGAUCACAGCCACAGGGGUCACACGGAGCCAAUCCAUCCUCGUCACGCCCCCAGCCACACCACACCACACCACGACCUCACCUGCCGCCGCCGCCGCCUCCUCCAGUCCUCCUCCAGCGCCCGCCGCGCCGAUGGAGUCCCUGGGCGUGCUGCUGCUCCACCCCGUGAACGCGUACCUGGAGCAGGAGCUGGACCGCCGCUGCCGCCUGUACCGCUUCUGGGAGUCGCCCCGGGAGGAGUUCCUCCGCGCGCACGCGGGCGCCGUUCGCGCCGUCGUCGGCAACGCCAACUACGGCGCCGACGCCGCGCUCAUCGACGCGCUCCCGGCGCUCGAGAUCGUCGCAUCCUUCUCCGUCGGCAUCGACCGCGUCGACCUCGCCAAGUGCCGCGAGCGCGGGAUCCGGGUCACCAACACCCCCGACGUCCUUACCGACGACGUCGCCGACCUCGCCGUUGGACUCGCCAUCGCCGUCCUCCGCAGGAUCCCGCAGGCCGACCGCUACGUCCGCGCCGGGCUAUGGAAGUCCAGGGGCGACUACACCCUCACCACGCGGUUCAGUGGCAAGAGAGUUGCUAUUCUGGGGCUUGGCAGGAUAGGCUUAGCGAUAGCAAAAAGAGCCGAGUCAUUCGGUUGUUCCAUAAGCUAUAACUCAAGAUCAGAGAAGCCUUUCCCAAACUACAAGUUCUAUGCGAACGUUGUUGACCUGGCAGCCAACUGUGAUGUGCUUAUCGUGGCGUGCUCGCUCAAUGCUGAGACCCAUCACAUCGUCAACCGUGAGGUCAUCGAUGCGUUGGGUCCAGAGGGCGUGCUCGUGAACGUUGGCCGCGGAGCACACGUGGACGAGCCCGAGCUCGUGUCUGCUCUCGUCGAGAAACGCUUGGGAGGAGCGGGCCUCGAUGUGUAUGAGCACGAGCCUGUGGUUCCAGAGCGGCUUUUCGGUUUGGAUAAUGUCGUCGUAGUGCCUCAUGUGGGCAGCGACACUGAAGAAACAUGCAGGGCGAUGGCUGACCUAGUGCUAGGAAAUUUAGAGGCGCAUGCGUCGAAUGAGCCAUUGCUCACUCCGGUUAUCUGAUUGUUGCUGGUAGGCACUUGGUCUGAGAUUGGUAGAAGAAGAACAUGACACGGUGGUUUGUAAUCCCAACUCUGCACUCUGCUAUUUUUUGUUUUUGGUUUGCCAGUCAGCAAGCUGUUACUCAGAUCAGCCAUGAUUAAUAAGAGUAGCUAUCUAUGGAGAUACUCUUGCGUUGACAUAUGAUUGUCGUUAGCACUUGGUCUGUCAGGAGAUUAGUUGAAGGACAUGACACCAUGAUUUGUAAUCCCAACUCUGCACUCUGCUAUUUUUCGUUUGCUACUUACUAGUCAGGCUGCCAUCACUAGGGACAUGCUGUUCUCUUUUGUAAGUCAGGCUGUUACUCAGCUUGGCCUUGAUUUUAUGAUUAAUAAGAGUACCUAUCUAUGGAGAUAUUCACAUUGACAUA